Messenger RNA from Lampris incognitus (smalleye Pacific opah), 1933 nucleotides. RefSeq names its product palmitoyltransferase ZDHHC14-like. The transcript has 9 exons. Gene Ontology annotation, biological process: protein targeting to membrane; peptidyl-L-cysteine S-palmitoylation. Gene Ontology annotation, molecular function: protein-cysteine S-palmitoyltransferase activity. The coding region runs from base 110 to 1402 and encodes 430 amino acids. Lineage: Eukaryota; Metazoa; Chordata; Actinopteri; Lampriformes; Lampridae. Gene Ontology annotation, cellular component: Golgi apparatus; endoplasmic reticulum. The record is from RefSeq and is a predicted model, not a curated record.
CUACCGGCAGGUGUGCGCGGCGGACGGUCCCGGCAGGAAGCGGAGGAGCGCCCGCCGGAAGUGGCAGGUUUUCCCCGGGAGGAACAGAUUCUACUGUGACGGCAGACUCAUGAUGGCGAGACAGACGGGGGUGUUUUACCUGACCCUGCUCCUCAUCCUGCUCACCUGCGGCCUCUUCUUCACGUUUGACUGUCCAUUCCUGGCGUCUAACCUGACCCCGGCCAUCCCGGCCGUUGGGGGCAUUCUUUUCUUCUUCGUGGUUGGAAUGCUGUUCAGGGCAAGUUUCAGUGACCCCGGUGUUCUCCCCCGCGCCACGCCGGACGAAGCGGCAGACCUGGAAAGACAGAUUGACGUGGCUAACUGCCCCGGUGGGGCUAAACCUCCGCCCCGGACCAGGGAGGUGCUGAUCAACGGCCAGACUGUCAAACUAAAAUACUGCUUCACCUGCAAGAUCUUCAGACCACCGCGUACGUCGCACUGCAGCCUCUGUGACAACUGUGUCGAGCGGUUCGACCAUCACUGUCCGUGGGUGGGGAACUGUGUCGGACGGAGGAACUACCGCUUCUUCUACCUCUUCAUUCUGUCGCUCUCCCUCCUCAUCAUCUUCAUCUUCGCCUUCGUCAUCACACAUGUCAUCCUCAGAUCCAACCAGACGAGCUUCCUCAGCGCACUGAAAGACAACCCAGCAAGCGUGUUGGAGGUGGUGGUCUGUUUCUUCUCCAUCUGGUCCAUUGUGGGACUGUCUGGUUUUCACACCUACCUGAUCAGCUCCAACCAAACCACUAAUGAAGACAUUAAAGGUUCCUGGUCAACCAAGAGAGGGAAGGAUAACUACAACCCCUACAGUUAUGGAAACAUCCUGACAAACUGCUGUGCUGCACUGUGUGGACCCUUACCACCCAGUCUGAUUGACAGAAGAGGUCUCAUCCAGUGUGACACCCCACAGACCGUGUUGCAGUGUAACGGAUCCACUUCAUACACACCAACACAGCUGCACACACGCAUGUGUGAUCAGGACCAGUGUAUUCAGAGCACCAAAUUCGUUUUGCAGGCGGCUGCCACUCCUCUGCUCCACAGUGACCCCGUGGUUUUAGCUCCGCUGCCCGGGAAGGGCUCUCUGGGCGGCCCCUGCGCCUACCUGGCCCCCGGCCAGCCCUCCCCCCUCCCCAGCCUCACCUGUGGUGGUGACGCACUCACGCUGAGGGACUCCGAGGGGCGUUGUCAGCACCACCACUUCAGCCCACAGGAGACCCCGCCCCCUCCGCUGCCACCGGGGGCCCUGCCAUGCCCUGCCCACAUGCACCCCCCACACUUCCUUCCUCCUCCGCUGUAUGAUCCCGCCAGUCAGGACUCCCUGCACGAGGACUCGGUACGAGGUCUAGUCAAACUCAGCUCCGUUUGACCUCCGGUUGACCCCUGCUCAAGAAAGGACAAUUCUGUGAUUUUACAACAACCUGGGUCUUAUUGUCAUAGUUUUUUCCACCAUGCAUUUCAGUUAUGAUGUGAUUUUACUCACCAGCUUCAUUUAGUAGAUUUUGGACAUAGGACCGUCACUAGACUCAGCUUUGCAACGGUGUCUUAUGGGACAACUGAACAGGAGGGUCAGACAUGUUUCAACAAGUCCAAUUUAAGCCAAUUAUCUAAACCACGUAUGUGGAAGUGCAAGUUAAAAGUCAUUAUGUGAGAUGUCCAAUGUGAUCAAUGGUGGAUGACAUGGCUGAUCCACUUAACUGGGAUUACAUCAAGGAUCGGCUCCGAGCCCUUUCUUGUUUGCAAUGGUGAUUGACAGGUUGACGGACGAGAUCAGGCAGGAGUCUCCGUGGACUAUUAUGUUUGCGGAUGACAUUGUGAUCUGUAGUGAGAGUAGGGUGCAGGUGGGGGAGAGCCUGGAGAGGUGGAGGUAUGCACUGGAAAGAAGAGGAAUGAAAGUCAG